AUGGGCCUCGCAAUGACCUUUGCCCACUUUGUGGUGUCCCAGAGCAGUCUUCUCGUCUGCACGGCGGUGACGGCUGCCAGCGCCAACUCAGUGGCGGCUCUGAAGGCGGGCGACACGCUGCGUUCGCGCCGGCGGCGGUUCACAGAGAAUGACGUGGCGGCGUACGCGGGGGUGAGCAGCGACCGCAACCCCGUCCACCUGGACGACGCUUUCGCGCGCGGGGUGGGCGGGUUCCAGCGCGACCGCGUGGUGCACGGCAUGCUCAUCGCCUCCCUCUUCCCCGCCCUCAUCACCUCCCACUUCCCUAGGGCCGUUGGGAUCUGUCAGUCCCUCAAGUUUGCCGCACCGGUGUACAUCGGAGACGAGGUGGUCGCGCAGGUACAGGCGCUCCAUAUCAAGGCCGCCGGCGCAAGGCACAUCGUCAAGUUCGCCACCAAGUGCUUCACGGCUGAUGAAGAGACUCUCGCCAUUGACGGCGAGGCCAUGGCUUCUCUGCCCACACUGCAGCUCAGCACAGAGGCAAUAGAUUGA
Aegilops tauschii subsp. strangulata is the source of this 531-nucleotide messenger RNA. RefSeq names its product 3-hydroxyacyl-[acyl-carrier-protein] dehydratase, mitochondrial-like. Gene Ontology annotation, molecular function: (3R)-hydroxyacyl-[acyl-carrier-protein] dehydratase activity. The record is from RefSeq and is a predicted model, not a curated record. Gene Ontology annotation, biological process: fatty acid biosynthetic process. Gene Ontology annotation, cellular component: mitochondrion. NCBI's taxonomy places the organism in Eukaryota, Viridiplantae, Streptophyta, Magnoliopsida, Poales, Poaceae.